UCGGCCAUAGUUAUAGACGCCGUGAGCAGAAAUUGACAUUCUGCCAUUUCCGCUUGAGUUCUAACACAACAUUUUUAAGACUUCUGAAUACAUUUUACCAUACAGCAAGUGUCACAAUAUUUCUGUUGCAGAAAAUACACAAAACACAAUGUAUCAUCAUGAUAGUGGGACAACCUACUCGUCUCAUGGAGCUUGGUCAGGUCCUCCAGGAAUGGUCGACGAAGAGAGAUCCUCAUCGCAAGCUAAUCUACGACAACAAAAAUUAGAGAAGCAGAAAAGACUCCUUUUGGAGAAACAGCGGCAGAAGAACAGCACACCUAUGAUGGUAAAACCAAAUGAGGAGCGAACUGGUUCAGGUGGGAAAACACGGCGACGGCUCCCAGAAGAGACACGUCCUUUGGUUUCUCCAACAAGGAGUUCAUCCGCAAGUGAUAGUUUACACGGCAUUGAUGGGCCUGCCUCAUACAUGUUGAAUGGCAGCUCCACUACUGUGCAAGUACUCACGGUUGGUUCAACAAGCACCGAUUCAGAUGACGAGUGUCCACGCUUUAAAGAAACUACAGAAACUGAGAAAAAACUUAAAGCAAUGGGAAUAUCAUCAAAGGCAGACUUUGAAGAGAAUGAUGAGCAGAUGAUACCAACGGUACCAUCCAUACAAGCUACAUCUCCUUACCCACCUCCAAAGUAUGAUGAUGUACUCGAGAACACCCUCAACUCAAAUUCAAACUCCAACUUAAACUCAACAAACAGCCAACCAGAAAGACCAAACUCUGGCAUGGACUCAAGAGGUGCUAUUGGAGGUGGGUCUAAUAUUGAUGACCUGGAUAAAUUUGUGAUACAGCCGGCACCUCAAGGUCAGACGAUACGAUGCCGUAUCUCCCGUGAUAAGAAAGGGAUUGACAGGGGAAUGUACCCGACAUACUUUCUACACAUGGAACGGGAAGAUGGAAAGAAGAUAUUUCUGUUAGCUGCUCGACGAAGGAAAAAGAGCACUACUUCCAACUAUUUGUUGUCAACAGAUGCCACAGAUUUAUCCAGAGAUGGAGAGUCCUACUCAGGAAAGUUACGGUCAAAUUUCAUGGGCACACAAUUCACAAUAUAUGACAAUGGUAUCAGCCCGGGAAAGCCUGGCAGAAUGGAAGACGGUAGUAAUGUACGAGAAGAGGUAUCAGCCGUCAUUUAUGAUACAAAUGUGCUAGGAUUUAAAGGACCAAGGAAAAUGACAGUAAUUAUACCUGGAAUGAGCUUAGACCAUGAAAGAGUUCCAAUCAGACCACAAAAUGAGCGAGAUGGUUUGAUUGAACGAUUCAAACGUAAACAAAUGGAGAAUCUACUUGAACUCCACAACAAAACACCUGUUUGGAAUGAUGACACACAGUCUUACGUACUUAAUUUUCAUGGUCGAGUCACUCAGGCAUCUGUUAAGAACUUUCAGAUUGUCCACGAGAAUGAUGUGGACUAUAUCAUCAUGCAGUUUGGGCGUGUCGGUGAAGAAGUUUUCACAAUGGAUUACAACUACCCUUUAUGUGCUGUGCAAGCGUUUGGUAUUGCACUUAGCAGCUUUGACAGCAAGCUGGCUUGCGAAUAGAUGCAGAUUGCAAACAUCUCUGCUACAUUACCAACUACAACUACUUAAAAUUCCAAGUGUAUCCUAAUUAUUGAUUUAAAAAAA
Messenger RNA from Anneissia japonica, 1672 nucleotides. Its product is annotated as tubby-related protein 3-like. The transcript has 12 exons. The coding region runs from base 149 to 1588 and encodes 479 amino acids. Gene Ontology annotation, biological process: protein localization to cilium. The record is from RefSeq and is a predicted model, not a curated record. NCBI's taxonomy places the organism in Eukaryota, Metazoa, Echinodermata, Crinoidea, Comatulida, Comatulidae. Gene Ontology annotation, cellular component: cilium.